Molecule: messenger RNA, 1880 nt
Organism: Cynoglossus semilaevis (tongue sole)
Lineage: Eukaryota; Metazoa; Chordata; Actinopteri; Pleuronectiformes; Cynoglossidae
Gene: hs3st4
Product: heparan sulfate (glucosamine) 3-O-sulfotransferase 4
Exons: 2
Coding region: 568-1818 (416 amino acids)
Molecular function (GO): [heparan sulfate]-glucosamine 3-sulfotransferase activity
Source: RefSeq, a predicted model, not a curated record
GGGGAGGCGAGGUGAAUGUGAGAGGGUCGUACUUUACAAUUCGUCUUUUUAACGACUCUGGAUAUCUUCUUUUUCUUGCCGAAUAAAAAAUUCACUCCUGUUUUUUCCGCCUGGACUGGACUUUAGGGGUGAUGAGAAGAAGCCUACUUUGAAACAAACUGCUGCUCAUAUCUCCUUCCAUCCUUUUUUUUUUUUUUUUAAAUAUAAAGUCUCCGUCAUAUGCUCUCUUCAGUUUUAGGCAAGGGCGCCAGACCUCCAGCUUCUGCAAAUCUGCAAGUUCUGUUCAGUCAUUUCUGACAUUGUCUGACAGCUUUGGGAAUAAGAGAUCGAUACCCGAGGAAAGGCAUUCUUCUGGAAUUCUAACGAUCAUUACAUCGCGAUCCUUAUUAAAAAAACAAAAAAAAUGCGAUUCGGUUGGUUUCGGUUGGUUCGGUCCAGCUCGACGCUCUGGUACAGCUGGACCGGCGCUAAUAGUGACUGAUUAUUGCCAUUUGGUUUUUUAUCAAUGCAAGACUGGGUGUAGAAAGAUGUCUGGCCACUUCUUUGAGAGGAUCAUUGCUAUCAGAGAUGGCAUUUUGGUCCAGCACUUCGGUUUUCACCUCUAAAGUGCCCCGGAAAAUCUUAUUCAUGUUUACCCUCUCCCUCUCUGUCACUUACUUGUUUUACAGCUUGUUGAGCUGCUACAACUCGCUGCAGUUCCCGCUGCAAGAGAACUACGUCUAUCAAGGCAGGCUGGUGACGGAGGAGACAACUUCGGUGACAUUGAGGGAGAAACUUUAUUCCGCCUCCCAGGGCUUCGCCGUGUACACGGAGGCGCUGGGAACCGCCGCGUCCCCCGCCGCCGAGGACCAUGCCGAGGAGGCAGAACAAAGGACGGCGGAGUGGACUAGGACGCAGGCGUCUCCGACCAGAGAGGCGUUUCACAGCACGGUGCUGAAGAAGGAGCGCCAGGAAUCCAGCACCACGGAGAGCGAACUCGCCCUCAUGAACUGCACGUCGGAUUACGGAGUGAAGAAACUUCCCCAAGCCAUCAUUAUCGGCGUGAAGAAAGGGGGGACCCGAGCCCUGCUGGAGGCGCUGAGGGUGCACCCGGAUGUCAGAGCCGUUGGAAAUGAGCCACAUUUUUUUGACAGGAACUACGAGAAGGGGUUGGACUGGUACAGGGACCUGAUGCCUUCGACACUGGAUGGUCAGAUCACCAUGGAGAAGACGCCCAGUUACUUUGUGACAAACCACGCCCCCAAGCGUAUUUACUCCAUGGCCAAGGACAUCAAACUCAUCAUUGUGGUGCGGAAUCCUGUCACCAGAGCCAUUUCGGACUACACGCAGACUUUGUCCAAGAAGCCAGAGAUUCCGACCUUCGAGGUUCUGGCUUUCAAGAACCGGACGCUGGGUCUUAUAGACGCCUCGUGGAGCGCACUACGCAUAGGAAUAUACGCACUUCACCUGGAGAGCUGGAUGCAGUACUUUCCUCUCUCCCAGAUGCACUUUGUCAGCGGGGAAAGGCUGAUCGUCGACCCGGCGGGUGAGAUGGCCAGGGUGCAAGACUUCUUGGGACUAAAGCGGAUUGUCACGGACAAACACUUUUACUUCAAUAAAACGAAAGGGUUCCCCUGUCUGAAGAAGCCCGAGGACAGCAGCACUCCCAGGUGCCUCGGGAAGUCUAAAGGGAGAACUCACCCUAAUAUCGAAGCCGACGUGAUCAGGCGGCUCCACAAGUUCUACAAACCCUUUAACCAGAUGUUCUACCAAAUGACGGGCCAGAACUUUGAGUGGGAGCUGGAUGAGGAAAGCGAAACCCGCAGCUCUCAGGACUAGCAGACAGCAGGAAACCGCACGGCGCUGCCACACCACCAGCCUUUCUCCCAACAAGAAAAAAA